Molecule: messenger RNA, 3279 nt
Organism: Cutaneotrichosporon cavernicola
Lineage: Eukaryota; Fungi; Basidiomycota; Tremellomycetes; Trichosporonales; Trichosporonaceae
Gene: RIA1
Exons: 5
Coding region: 1-3279 (1092 amino acids)
Biological process (GO): cytosolic ribosome assembly
Cellular component (GO): cytosol; ribonucleoprotein complex
Molecular function (GO): ribosome binding; GTP binding; GTPase activity
Source: RefSeq, a predicted model, not a curated record
AUGUCGACGUACGCUGCACCACUAGAGAACACACGCAAUGUCACGAUCGUCGCGCACGUCGAUCACGGCAAGACGUCGUUUGCGGACAGCCUCCUGUCCAGCAACAACAUUAUCAGCAACCGUAUGGCCGGUAAGCUCCGGUACCUCGACUCGCGAGAGGACGAGCAGGAACGCGGCAUUACUAUGGAGAGCAGUGCUGUGUCGCUUCGUUUCGACAUGAUGCGCGCUGGACCCGAUGGACCGGUCGCGUCCAAACACAUCUGUAACGUCAUUGACACACCUGGACACGUCGACUUUGCGAGUGAAGUGUCAAUGGCCUCGCGGUUGUGUGACGGCGCGCUCGUCCUUGUCGACGUGUGGGAGGGAGUGUGCACGCAGACCAUCGCAGUGUUGCGGCAAGCAUGGAUCGACCGCCUCCGUCCCCUCCUUGUCAUCAACAAGAUGGAUCGCCUGAUUACAGAGCUUCAGCUGUCGCCAAUCGAGGCGUAUCACCACAUCUCGCGCUUGAUCGAGCAAGUGAAUGCGGUCAUGGGAUCUUUCUACGCAUCUGAGCGCAUGGAGGACGACUUGCGAUGGCGCGAAGCCCGAGAGAAGCGCCUCAAGGAACGCGCGGAGGCAGAAUCAGCCGGCGAUGCACCAGAAGGCGACGGUGAUGACGAGCACGAGUUUGAAGAGCGCGAAGAUGAGGACAUUUACUUCUCACCCGAGCGCGGCAACGUGCUCUUCGCCUCUGCACUCGAUGGGUGGGCGUUUCGCCUCGGCAAGUUUGCACGCCUGUACGCUGACAAGCUCGGAGUCAAAGAGGGCAACCUCCGCCGUGCAUUGUGGGGUGACUGGUUCCUGGACCCGAAGACGAAACGCGUCGUCGGGCGCAAAGGGCUCAAUGGGAGACCGCUGAAGCCCCUCUUCGUCCAGUUUGUGCUUGAGAACAUCUGGAAGGUGUACAAUGUCGUCCUCGAGGAGCACCAGUACAACCCCGAGGCGACGAGCAAGAUUGUCAAGGCGCUCAAUGUGCGCGUGGCGCCCCGAGAGCUCAAGUCCAAGGACUCUAGGAACCUCCUCACGUCGAUUAUGCAGCAGUGGCUACCACUCAGCACGGCUACCUUCCAAGCGGUGGUGGACGUCAUCCCGGCCCCAAAUGCUGCGCAGGCAAUCCGCAUCCCCUUCAUGCUUCAUCCACAGGAGGCGCGCGCCUCGUCCACUCCUCUUCAGCCCGUCGGCGGACUCGAGAAGGCACUCUUCGCAUGCGAUCAGCGGCCCGAGGCUCCUCUCGUCGCAUACGUCUCGAAAAUGUUCGCUGUGCGCCGUGGCGACCUCCCGCAGUUCAAGCCGCGCGAGAUGACAGCCGAGGAGAUGCGUGCCCGCGGACGUGAAGAGCGAGAGCGCCGCGCAGCCCUCGCAGCCAAGCAGGGUGAGGUUUCAGACCCCAACGACCUCGCAAAGCCGCUUGAGAGCCUCAACCUUGACGUCGCGGUGGAGGAGCCUAAGCCUGCGGCGGACGCCGAUGCCGAGGUCCUGCUGGGCUUCUCGCGCGUCUUCUCGUCUGUUCUCCGACGCGGUGCCACCGUCACCGUCACGCUACCCAAGUACGACGCCGAGCUUGGGCCCAACCACUCCCGAAACGCCAAGCACAUGCGCCAAGCGACCGUCUCCGACCUGUACAUGAUGAUGGGCCGCGACCUUGUUGCUGUCGACUGCGUCCCGGCUGGCCAUGUGUGCGCUAUUGCCGGCUUGGACAAUAUCGUCCCCCGCAAUGGCACGCUGUGUGCUGCGAACGCCAACGGCGACGCACCCGGCGCGGACGGCCUCGUCAACCUCGCUGGCGUCAACAUGCAGGCUGCGCCUAUUGUGCGCGUUGCACUAGAGCCGUUGAACCCUUCCGACAUGCCCAAGCUCAUCGAGGGCUUGCAGAUCCUAAACCAGGCAGACCCUUGUGCCGAGUACAUCGUACAGGAGACGGGCGAGCAUGUCAUUCUCACCGCAGGAGAGCUGCAUCUCGAGCGCUGCCUCAAGGAUCUGCGGGAGCGGUUCGCAAAGUGCGAGAUCCAGGCGAGCGAGGCAAUUGUCCCAUUCCGCGAGACGGCGAUCAAGGCGCAGGACAUGGCGGCUCCCAAGACGGCUGGCGAGCCACGCGGCGUUGUCCUCGGAUCUUUGUACGACGGGAUGGUGACUUUCAAGUUGCGCGCCGUGCCUCUCCCACCUCCUGUCAUCGAGUUCCUGCUUGCGCACCAAAACACGAUCGGAACCAUGCUCGUGCAUCGCGCCAAGGACGCCGAGGAGGAGGAGGAGGAAGAUCCUGACCAGCGCGAGGCCGAGGCGGGUGUGCGCACGCUCACGCCCGAGCAGUUCUGGACCGAUCUCGAAGCGCGCUUCGACGAGGCCGGCGGCGAGUGGGCUGGGGCAGCGGAUCGUGUUUGGUCAUUCGGGCCGAAGAAGGUCGGCGCCAACGUCCUCCUCGAUCCCAUUGGCAAGGGUGGUCUGCGCUUGCGCGGACGCGAGGCGGUCUUCGCAGCCGCUCGCGCAGCUGGCGAGACGGCUGAGGAGGCGCUGGCGUUGGCUGACGCGGCCGAAGACGCCGAGCGCACGGCGGAGGAGAAGGCCGAAGUGGCCGAUGCGCAGGAGAGCGAGGCCGAGAUCGCGCGCCGCCUGCGCGACUUUGACACGUCGAUCGAGGCAGGUUUCCAGCUCGCGACAUUCCAGGGCCCGCUAUGUGCCGAGCCUGUCGUCGGAAUGGCCUGGAUCCUCGAGCAGCUGACGUACACGCCGACCGAGUCGGGCCGUGGCGCUGCCGUAGUCGGCGCUCUGAUCUCGGGUGUACGUGACGCCGCUCGAGCAGGUAUGCUCGACUGGUCCCCGCGCAUCAAGUUGGCAAUGUACACCUGUGACAUCCAAGCCUCGACCGAGGUGCUUGGCAAGGUAUAUGGAGUCGUUGCGCGCCGCCGCGGCCGCAUCGUAGCCGAGGAGAUGAAGGAGGGCACCGACUUCUUCACUGUCCGUGCCAUGCUGCCUGUCGUCGAGAGUUUCGGGUUCGCCGACGAGAUCCGGAAACGCACGUCUGGGGCCGCGUCACCCCAACUCGUGUUUGCGGGAUACGAAGUACUGGACCUAGACCCGUUCUGGGUUCCCACGACAGUCGAGGAACUUGAGGACCUGGGCGAGAAGGCAGACCGCGCCAAUGUCGCCAAGGGCUACGUCGAUGCCGUGCGCAAGAGGAAGGGUAUGUUUGUCGAGAAGAAGAUGGUCGAGUUUGCGGAGAAGCAGCGGACGCUCAAGCGCUAG